UACAGAGACAAAACAAUGGCAGCUACUCACCAUGUCCGUUCUAACAGCUUUCCCUCGAGGCCACACCCUCAAUCAGCUCUUGUAGAGGAUCAUUUGAUCAGAUUGAGAUCCUCUGAAGCAGCCUCUACAUCUUCUUCCUUUUCCAUCUGCCAGAGACUAAACGGCCUUCAAGAUUUGUACGCUUCCAUUUACGAUAUGCUUCAGCUACCCUUCACCCAACAAUCUCUGGCUCAGGAGAAGAACAAGGAAUCAAUCGAACAGAUUCUUGAUGGUUCUCUCAGGCUCUUGGAGGUCUGCAACAUCGCCAAGGACGCUUUGUCUCAGACUAAAGAGGGUCUGAAUGAAAUCCAAUCGAUAUUGAGAAGAAAGAGAGGAGAUUUAACAAGCGAGGUGAGGAAAUACUUAGCCUCGAGAAAGUCCCUAAGAAAGUCACUGGAGAAAGUGAUGAAGGGUUUGAAGGCCACUGAGAAUCAAAGCAGCAAAGAUGGAGCUUUGGCUGUGUUGGAAGAAGCUGAAGCUGUCACUGUCUCUGCUUUCGAUACUCUUCUGCGGUUCAUCUCCAGCUCCAAGUCCGGAAAAUGGUCAUUGGUUUCAAGGCUGAUGAAGCAGAGAAGAGUUUCAUCAUGUGAAGGAGAGGCCAUUGAAGCAAAUGAAUUUGAACAAGUGGAUAAAGCAUUCACCAUGUUUGUCGAGAAAAAGUCGAAGCAGUCCUUGAAAGUGGAGGAUGUUCAAAGCUUAGAGAUGAGCAUUCAAGAUCUUGAAGAGGGACUUGAGACACUCUUUAAAUCCAUGAUUAGAGUUAGAGCCUCUGUACUAAAUAUGUGAUC
This is a messenger RNA of Tarenaya hassleriana, 827 nucleotides long. RefSeq lists its product as uncharacterized. Bases 16 to 825 code for a protein of 269 amino acids. The record is from RefSeq and is a predicted model, not a curated record. NCBI's taxonomy places the organism in Eukaryota, Viridiplantae, Streptophyta, Magnoliopsida, Brassicales, Cleomaceae. Gene Ontology annotation, biological process: shoot system development; root development. The transcript has a single exon.